Leishmania major strain Friedlin is the source of this 1746-nucleotide messenger RNA. RefSeq lists its product as hypothetical. The record is from RefSeq and is a predicted model, not a curated record. Lineage: Eukaryota; Euglenozoa; Kinetoplastea; Trypanosomatida; Trypanosomatidae. The coding region runs from base 1 to 1746 and encodes 581 amino acids. The transcript has a single exon.
AUGAAUUCCGUCUGCUUGGUUACCACUGCCGCUGCCGCCGCACCGUCGCCGACGCGUGCAUCCGCGACUGGCGAGGGAGCGCUCAUCUCUUCUUGUGCGUCGCAAGCGGCUGAGCAGCGCUUAGCCUACGAGGUGGCCGCCGCACACGCGCUGCGCGGCGGUCGUGUGCUGUUCCUCAGCGCCCCGACGAGUCAAGCCUUCUCGCUGGCAAGGUUUGCGGUGACCAUCGAGAGGCAGUGGAUGGCGUUGCAGCCACGGCGGCAAGAGGCACUAAGUGCGCGGCAAGCCGACACCGCAAGGCUGCACCAUGCCGACAACGUCACACAGGUGGGCUGUGCAGAGCGCACUGCCUCGUCACCGGCUUCUGCUCGUACGGCGUCGUCGGAACCGUGGUUGCAGUCGCUCAGCUCCGAAGCCCAACUCCGAGUCCGUCAGCGAGCGGUGCUGGACGCUGUACGGCGAGUUGAGGUGCUGCCUUGCACUUCCAUGGAAGACUUCUACGCCGUGUGCCAGGCCUACACGUUCCCCACCGUUACCGUAGAGGACGAUGCGCCAAAGACUUCGGCUCCAGCAGACAUGCCAAACUCGCCCUCCUCAAUUGUGUGUGGUGUAACAGGUUCGCGCGGCAGUGAGCAGCCGCGUGUGUCGAGGGAGCAGCAGAUGAGGGGCGAGUUGGUGUUUCCGUCCUCGCUGUCUUUCACGGAUUCCGGUGCGGUGACGGUCACCACUGCUGCCGCUGCUGCUCCUGCCUCAUCGUUGGCAGCUCUAUCCGCUGCCGCGUCGUCCCCCACGGCUGCUCGCACCUCCACGCCUCAUGAGGCAGACAUCGUACCGCUGUGUAUCGUGGACGGGUUUAUGGGGCCAACGUCGACGUCUGCGCUGCUCGAGCGCGCGUCCGGUCAGACCAUCCCGCUUCUGCAUUACGUGCUGUGCCUUCUGCAGCGUCGUCUCAAGUGUGCGGUGAUGGUGGUGGAGGCGGGAGGGAGCGUGGCGAGAAGUGAUGGCAGUGGUGGUGGCGCUUGCUGGCCUUCCUCCUCGUCGCCGUCAGAAAGUCUGACUUCUUUGAGCUCUCUCUCGGGCGGGCGUCCACGGAGCCGAAGCAACGGUUGCGGUGCCUUACCAUCUCCUGCGAUGGUGCUUGCUGCGUCAGACCUGGUACAGCGGCUGCGCUCUCCCCACAUGCAUCCGUCGCCAAUCGUGCCCGUCUCUCACGCCGCGUGGUCCCUGGCGCAGGUACCGGCGGAGCGCUUCAGCGAGGUCAGCGGUGAGGCCGAGCGUCAGCCAGGAACGAAAGCGGCGCGAGCCGAUGGCGCAGCUGAGCACUCGGCGCGCACGUGGCUCUCGCAGGCACCGCCCGUCUCCCUCCAUGACGUGCAGUUAUCUGUAGCCUACGUCGAAUGGGAUGCUGUGUGGCGCCCGCUGCGGCACGGCGACCGCCACAUGGAGGCGUGCGAUGCUAGGAACGGCGCCACCUCACGGCACGAUGGGCUCCUCCUCCCUUUCAGCGUGGCAUGGCGGUACCGUGUGCACCUCAUGAAGACGACUGUUGGCGAAGCUGCCGGCACGCGGGUCGGCGGUACCGAUAACCUCCUGCAGAAUCGCCAGAGCCGUCCGAGUGGGCCUCUCUGGCCCCCUUCUCGUGGCUCGCGUCGAUCAUCGGGAGUGCUGACGUGCUCCUCUGGCACACCCUGCAACAUGCAGUACAUUGGUUCAUGGAUGCAGAGCUGCCAGUGGCGGUACCUGUAG